Molecule: messenger RNA, 2463 nt
Organism: Sapajus apella (tufted capuchin)
Lineage: Eukaryota; Metazoa; Chordata; Mammalia; Primates; Cebidae
Gene: CD7
Product: CD7 molecule
Exons: 4
Coding region: 1813-2379 (188 amino acids)
Biological process (GO): adaptive immune response
Cellular component (GO): membrane
Molecular function (GO): signaling receptor activity
Source: RefSeq, a predicted model, not a curated record
AAGCGAUUCUCCCACCCUGGCCUCCCAAAGUGUUGGGAUUACAGGCAUGAGCCCCUGCGCCCAGCCUCAGGUCAUUCUGAAAUUGGUAGUGUGGGUGGGGCACACAGUGGCCCUGGUGGCCCCUGCACACCCAGGCAGGAACCUCGGAGGAGGUCCUGGGCUGGAGUCCCUGAGGAUUUUCAUCUUUUCCUGGCGGCUUCUCUGUUUCCAUUUUCCCUACUGGAAUUUAGUGCUGGUCCUCACGCCGCCUUCCCCCUCGGUGUGUGGGGGUCUGUGUCUGCUUCUGCACCCCCAGCCCCGCCCAGCCCCGUGCUGUCCUCAGACACCCCGGCAGGUCCUGGCCUCAGGGAUUCUGCCAUGCUCAUCCCACUGCCUGGAAUGCUGAUCCCUGAGGCCUCAGUUGGUGUCGCCCACAGCCUCUUCCUGGGUUGGCCUUUGGGGGCCACACCUGAGCCCUGUCCUGCUGGCUGUCCAUCUGGCCUCCCCGAGGUCAGCUCCAGGUGGGAGGGCCGCGGUCUGCACUGCCCCCUGCUCCUGCCACAAUGUCUGGCAUAAAGACACCCGGUGAGCGUUGCUGACCGAAUGCACGCAUGGAGCAGAGGCCAGAGGAAGGGCUGCUCUGGAAAGCGUGUUAGCUCCACAUCCUUGCUGGGGUGCUCCAGGGCCUCUGGGCAAGAUUCUGCCCCCAAGCCUCUGUCUCUCGUUCAUGGAGAGCUUCCCUCAGCCCAGCAGACAACCUGCACCACCUCACAGGCCCACACGUGUCUCAGCACCGCCUGCUGUGGCUGGGGCCCUGGGGAAGCAGCUCAGGGCUGCAGGUCCAUGUGCGAGUCACACACACACAUCUCUGCACACACACGGAGUCUCAAGCGUGCAUCUCUGCACACACACGACACACACGUGUGAACCUACUCCUGCACGUGUGCUGUAGAUGCUGGCUCUGGGCACUGACAUGGAUGCUUCAUCAUUGUGGUGGGAGGCCCUCAGAACAGAGAAGUGCCCCCUUUCAGCAGACUCAGACCUCUUGGGGUCCGAGGCUGGGCAUGGGUCUUCCUCAGCUCCCUGAGCUGAGCACUCCAGCCUGGUACGCUCCUCCCAGGAGGAGGGUGAACCUCAGGCCUGGACCAUAGCUCAGCCCUCCCGCCCCCGGGACGGGGAACACAAAGCCUCCAGGUUGGCUGGUCAGCUGCAGCGUUGGGCACAGGCCUGGGCCCUUUUCACAGCCACACCUGGGGGGCUGGGUCUGGCCUGCCCUGCGCACUGUGUGGGUGACUGACAGGUGGCUCCAGGUUUCUGGGCAUAAAUCAAGUCCCAGUAGAAAGUGCCCCAGAGGAACAGGCAGGCUGGGCCGAGGCAGCCCUGCCCCUCACCUCCAGACCCUGCCACCUGCCCCCAGCCAGGGGUCCCUUCUUGGUCCUCUCAUCUGCCCAACCCCGGAUCUUGACCUCCUCCCUGUGGAGAUGCAAAGGCAGGGUGGGGGCAGGGACACCCUGUGGUCAGGACGGCUCUUGGGGAAACAGCGCUGGGGAGGGGAAAGUGAGGCCACCCAGCACCACCCUGGUCUGAGGCACCGCCUCCAGGAAGCCCUCUCUGAGCUCUGAGGCCUGCGGUCUGCUGUAUGCUGCUCUCUGUGGGGUCCUGCUUACCCAGAGGGUAAGCAGCUGCACUCACCGGGCUGGGAGGGCUGGAUGUGGGAACAUGGCCCAGCCCCCGAGGCUCCUGCUGCUGGCCCUUCUCCUGGCACUGGCCCGAGGCCUGCCUGAGGCCCUGGCCAUCCAAGCCUUGUGGUGACAACCCAGGUCCUCCCUAGAGAUGCAGCAGUCUCCCUGCUUCACGAUCGCCCCCGUGGAAGGCUCUGUCAACAUCACCUGCUCCACCAGUGGGGCCCUGAGUGGGAUCUACCUGAAGAAACUCUGGCCACAGCCCAGAGACAUCAUUUACUACGAGGACGGGGCGACGCCCACAGUGAACACAGUGUUCGGGGACCGUGUCAACUUCUCGGGGUCCCAGGACAAACUGACCAUCACCAUGCAGCACCUGCAGCCAGCGGACACUGGGACCUACACCUGCGAGGGCGUCACGGAGACUGAUGUCUUCCGCCCCCGCCAUGGCACCUUGGUCCUGGUGACAGAAGAACUGUCCCAAGGAGCACACAAAUGCCCAGAGGCCCGGCCGACAGCCUCUGCCCUCCCUGCGGCCCUGAUGGUGGUCUCCUUCCUCCUCGGGCUGGGCCUGGGGGUGGCGUGUGUGCUGGGGAGGACCCAGAUGAAGAAAGUGUGCUCAUCUCGGGACAGGGACUCGGCGGCCGCGUGUGUGGUGUAUGAGGACAUGUCCCACAGCCGCUGCAACACGCUGUCCGCCCCCAAUCUGUACCAGUGACCCAGUGCGCCUGCCACGCCCCGCCGGGGUCCCCACACCGCCUCCCCUGCCGCACCGCGCCCCUCACCCCGCCACGCCCCUCAG